AUGUCUAACAAAAACCAGUCAACAACCAUGCUCGAGAAAAAUAAAACAAAGGAAUCCGAGGCACCAAUGGUCUCUCACGGCCGAGGAGGUCAAGGAAACAUCGGCCAUGACACAACCGAAUACGUCGAUGGCGAGAUCGUUCGUGAAGGCCCAUACGGCGACCAAGGUGAUGGCGCUUACUCUGCCGGCCGAGGCGGCGCAGGAAAUAUCGCUUCACCAAUGGUCCGUCCGUCGUCCAGGGCGCCCCAUGACGUCGAGAUGAUACCUGAGCUUGCUGUCCGCGACUCUACAGAUGAGGUGUACCAUACCGGGCGUGGUGGACAGGGGAAUGUUCAUCUUGACGAGGCUACGCUCAAGGAGAAGGAGAAGAAGAAGGUUGCGCAUGAGGGGUUGGCUGAUAAGUUGAAGUAUAAGUUGCUGGGGCGGAAGUAG
Molecule: messenger RNA, 432 nt
Organism: Penicillium verrucosum
Lineage: Eukaryota; Fungi; Ascomycota; Eurotiomycetes; Eurotiales; Aspergillaceae
Product: DUF3602 domain-containing protein
Exons: 5
Coding region: 1-432 (143 amino acids)
Source: RefSeq, a predicted model, not a curated record